Molecule: messenger RNA, 9003 nt
Organism: Esox lucius (northern pike)
Lineage: Eukaryota; Metazoa; Chordata; Actinopteri; Esociformes; Esocidae
Product: Rho guanine nucleotide exchange factor (GEF) 4
Biological process (GO): intracellular signal transduction
Molecular function (GO): guanyl-nucleotide exchange factor activity; protein binding
Source: RefSeq, a predicted model, not a curated record
GUUAAACAACAGCGCCUCUCCGUCUCGCUAUCGAAGCUCACGGCUCUGUUCCCAGUUUUGUGAAAAGAAAAAAGAAAAGGCGGCUGAAGUUAUUUGAAGGAUAGACUGUGACCGGUGGUCACCAGUGCGCCACGGUCUCCGUUUGGCCGUGCGCCCAUGGCUUUUUUGUCAGUCUUUUGAUGUUUUUCAAACAAGGGGGAAAGUAUGACAUUGUUUGUGAAGGUUUUUCGUUUCAUUUUACAUUUCGGUAGCCUAUAGGCUGGAUACAGAAAUAUAUGUUGACAGUUAACUAGCCUACAUGUGCAGGCGCAACGUGGGAAUUCGUGGAACGAGGAAAUCAGUGGUAACGUAAAUUUUUCUCAUAGAGACGGUUGAAUAUUUCAUAGAAACAUACAGGCGAAAUGGAUCAUAACAACAAUAAUGAGAACGCUUGCUGCAAGUCGCCUGAGGACAACCACCGUGACUCGCCAGCGGAUAGAGUGCCUGGAGGACAAGGCGAUGCUCCAGGUCUAGAAGUACAGAUGCAUCUCACCUGCCCACCGGAGCGGUAUAUGACUGCCAAGUUCACCUUAUCAGCAUAUAUGCUCUGCUGGGUAAUACUGAAACUUUACCAGAGACAACGAUGCACUCCUGUCAGUCAACAGGUGAAGCAGGCCCAGGAAGCUCUCGAAGACUCUGAGGGACUACAUAACCCUAAAGGACUAAAGGCUGAGAAGUGUGAUCUGGGCACCAGCGACCCCCAGGACUGGAGUGAGGACGGGAGGCGGACCGGCGGCAGUGGGGGUGAUAUUACCUCAUCGGAGGAGUACUUUGACUCGCGGUCGUGGCAUAGUGACACUUUAUGUGACUCCCUGUCAGAUCUGAGCCCAGACAGUAGCGAGGACUCCCUGUCUGCCCUUCUAGGGGUGCAGGACUUACACACGGGAUGGAGGCUAGAGAACAGCAGCUUCCAACGCACUCAAGACAGUAGAGCCAGACGCAACCACAGUACUGAAAACACAGAGACUUGCAUAUGCAGACCUUGCACAGAGAACUAUCACCAGCCCAGCACAGAGAACCACAAUCAUUCUAGCACAGUGAACCACAACCAGCCUAGCACAGAGAACCACAACCAUUCUAGCAUAGAGAACCGCUAUCAGACCAGCACAAAGAACCCAAACCAGCCUAGCACAGAUGACCACAACCAACCUAGCACAGAGGACAACAACCAGCCUAGCACAGAGGACCACAACCAGCCUAGCACAGAGGACCACAACCAGCCUAGCACAAAGAAACUCAACCAGCCUAGCACAGAGAAACUCAACCAGUCUAGCACAGAGAAACUCAACCAGCCUAGCACACAAAACCACUGCCAGCCUAGCACAGAGAACCACAACUUUCCCAGCACAGAGAUUGAGAGUCAACCUUGCACCACAGUGCCUCCAGGUUUGCCUGCCUGUACAGAUGCAUCAAUAAACGCUCAGUACACCCCAGAGAAAUACAUAGUAGGGGAUUAUAACCAACUACACAAUACAGACAGAGUUAGCCAGAAGACAUGCAACUCUGAGAAGAAGCGACACAAGCACAGAACAGAGAAAGAAAACCCAGAAGUGUCAGUCCAGACCAGUACAGAGAGUCACAGCACAAAGACUGAAACCCAGCGUAGCGCAGAGGUACGUGGCACUCAAAGCACAAGUAGUCAGAACACACUAAUACACUGUACAAAGUCUCCCAAAAAGGAACAGAACCCAGGUUUACCCAGCACAGGUAGAGGCGAGGAACAUAGCUUAGAUAUACAAAGUAUUGAUCUGCUGUCCACUCUUUGUAGUGUGGAGAAGCACAACAGUGACCUAAGGCAGCUAACCCUUAAUAGAUGUAGCGCAGGUAAAGAGGCGACACAUCCCGUGGACGCACAGUGUUCGGCCAUAUCUGUCACAUCAUACAGCAACACACCCGACACACAUGAGGCAGAUUCACACUGCACGCUGAGGUGCGACGUUCACGGAUCAGACACACACUCUUCCAACACACGACUCAUCCCAGACCAUCCCAGAACAAACAGGCCCAGUACAGAAGAACACAGCACAGAAACAGCCUGUAGAGACACACGGCACACGGAGGCAGAGAGUCCACCUAGCACACAGACAAACAGGCCAGCGCUCCACCAUUUACCAAACCCAGGUAGCGUCCUUUCAGCCAGUCCAUGUGCAGGGAUUCCCCAGCCUCAGGCACUCCACGGUGCUACAAAGCCCCACGAUGAGGCAAGCGCAUUGGGUGUCUGCUGCGAGGAAGAGCUCAAGGUGUGUGUCACCUCCAGGAACUCAGCUGAGUCUACUGAACUGUCAGGGACAGAUGACACAGUGAAUCGGAUUUAUCCAAUCAUAUCGUCUUUGAAGGCAGGACUUACUGUGGAGGUUAGUCUUACUCCCUUGCUCGACAUCCGGUCUUUACCUGGACCUGACCCGUCACUUGCACCUGAACGAUCUCGCUCAACGUUGCGAAGCACGAAGGGGAUCAACCAAUCAGAGUUACUCUCGCCUGUCCAACCUCCUUGGCUAGACAGAGGAGGAAUAACAGAGACACGACUACAACAAACGCAGAGUCUGAGUUCACAACCACAGGAAAGGGAGGCCAGUCACCUGACCCCCGCACUCCCGGACCAAGGGGGCUCUUCCACAGAAACACCCUGGGACUGUGGACACUCGCCUGUGGAGAGCACAGGACAUAAGAGCUGGCUGAGGGAGGGCUCUAAUUCUCUAGAUUUCCAGUCCGGGGCUGCUUAUCCCCAGUCAAACACUGAGGGCGGUUCUGAGGAAUGCCUACAUCCUGAGCUGCUCUCUCUCCCCCGUUCUGACAGUUCAAGGUCGGAAGACUCAGAACACUCCCGCCGGUUAUCAGAUAAUUCAAACACAGAAGAGAGUGCAGGAUCACCCCAUCCUCUGACCGGGAAGAGAAAGGAGGAAGAAGAAGACAAAGAUAGUCAUGUUUACAGGCAACAGGCAGUAAGUCCAGCCUUGCCUGAAUCAGUACAAUCAAAUACUGCGACUGCAGAAGUCUGUGAUCCUGACAAUACAGACACAAUUACCGCAGAGAUCUGUGAUUCUGUGAUAGCAGAGAUCUGUGACUCUGGCUAUACAGAUACUAUUACAGCAGAGAUCUGUGACUCUGACAGUACAGACACUGUUUCAGCAGAGAUCUGUGAUUCUUCGAUAGCAAAUAUCUGUAACUCUGACUGUACACACACUUUUACAGCAGAGAUCUGUGACUCUGACAGUACAGACACUUUUACAGCAGAGAUCUUUGACUCUCACUACACAGACAAUGUGACCGCAGAUAUAUGUGCCUCUGUUACAGCAAAGAUCUGUAACUCUGACCCUAUACAUUUUGCAGCAGAGAUCUGUGACCCUGUGACAGCAGAGGUCUGUGACUCUGACCAUUUAAAGCUGCCACAUGCACCAGAGGAGGGCGCUGUAGUCCCCCACAGCCCUACAAGAGUUUUCAUUGAGACCCUAAGUGACCUGCACGCCAUCCUCAGCACACAGGGUGAGUCGAGUGAAAUAGAUCAGGGGCCAAAUGAACCCACAAAGACAGAGCCUUGUCAGGAAAGCAGCCCAGCCAGCUUAGACCCGGAGGUGACACGACCAAGGAGGACAGAUAUCACUGUGAGAACCAACUCUGAUAAGUGUCAACUACAAAAGGUCCAGACCCACCUGAAUCAGCCGGUGAUCCACAACAGCAUCCCCAAGCCUGAAGCCUGGCCCCCAACCCUGUCUGUGUUCUCCACCUCGGAUUCCAACAACAACACCAAGGCCAGUGAAGGGUGGGGGUGGGAUUCCCUCUGUACAAGGGGGAAGGAGCCAGAGCAGUGCUCCUCCGAGGUACAGGCAGAGCCUCAGGGUGGAUCAGAGGAGUUUGGAGAAAGAACCGAUGGUGAGUACCUUUCCCCGAAUGAGCCCGUGACAUUUACCUCAGCACUUCCAGUGGAGACCACCAAGAAUCCAGACAGACCCACGGAAGAGUCAGAGGAGCUUUCGUCAUCUCUGGACGUUGAACCCUACUGGAGCAGUGAGGACCCAGCCGUGUCUGGCCUCGGGGACCACUUUAGCCUGGCUAAGGUGGAGGAGCUGGAGAGGCUCCGGAGCGAGGGUUACGAGGAUAUCCCUCAUUGUAACCUUCCAGACACUACAGACUUUAGCAAAGCUGCUAACUGUCCCUCAGGCCACUCUGAAACCUCCUACCUGGAGACCAGAAGUCUGGAGAAAGAGGAGGUGCGGCAGCCUAGCGCCUGCCAAUCCCCAGAGGUAGACAGACAUUACUGUAGCAGCUCACCUGACCUGUUAGGAUUAGAGGACGAUUCGUUUGCUGAGGGGUCCGGUUCACACAGCGCCUUCCUCCAGAGCAGCAGUCUUUCUACUCUACUGCAGCAGGAUCGUGGGGGAAGGAUCGUGAGGUACGCCUACCCAGACGUCAGCCUGAACCUCCUUUCCAUCAGCAGCCUUGAGCCUAUCCCCGAGGCCGACCCCGACCGCUCCUUGGACCACUCUGGGGUGCAUGAGACGGUAGCAGGGGUGGAAGAGGAGUGGGGACAGAGGGUGAGAAUGAGGCCCACUGAGGACAGGAGCAGUGUUGUCCUGUCCGGUGACAUCAUCAUGUCCAAUGUGUCCACCUCCAGCCCCAAGAGGCCAUCUUCUCACCCUGAGGACUCGUCCAGCGUAGACUCAUCGGAUCAUCAGCUGGACCUGUUGUCCAUUGACCCAGAGGACCCCAGGGCCAUGACCUUAUCACAUGACGAGAGACGCUCCAGUCCCACCCCAACCUCCAUGUCCUACGACUUUGACACCACCAGCACUAACAGUGAGGAGACAGAAGAGUCCGCCCUGCCAGUUCCGGGGAACGCCCACCUCCACAAGGCCAUGAAGAGCAGGUCUAAAGGUGGACAGGCGGGGAAAUCCAAGAGCUCCAAGUUCUCGGUAUUCUCCAAGAUUCCUUCUUUUAGGAAAGGGAAGAGUGUGAAAAAUGUCAAGCGGGAGGCCUCACCCCAGGACUGGCCCGACCUGAGUCUGAGCAGUGAGCUAGGUUGUGGACAGGGGGGGGAUACCUCGGAUGAUGACAGUGUCUUCCUCAAGGGUGAAAUCCUGAACCAAACAGUUCCUCAGACAUUCUCCUCUGGUCCAGACGGUCGCUAUGAGACAGAGGAGGGGGACUACGGAUUCUUCCCCUCCACGCCUCAAACCCGUCACGUUCGCCUGCUUUUUACGGACGACCCUGGGGACACCCAUGACGUGGCUAGCAGUCCAGACAACCCCCUGCCCUCCCAGCCUGGAGGUCUCAGACUCAACCAGACCGGGGCCCCUGAGGGCCGUCAGGGCUGCAAAAGGAGCAAGAGCUCUGACAGCUUCAACCUCCUCAUGCGCUUUGCCCAGGCCCACAAGUCUCUGUCCAGCCUGUUUGAGUCUCGCUCCAUGGAUAAGGAGAAUGAGGAGGAACAGCCUGUUGUAACGGGCAGAGACGUGGAGCUGGGACGAGUCAGACAGUCCUGGAGGAGACUGAGGAGAGAGAGAGCCAAGGAUGGGGAGCUGCUGAGCAGGACCCAGUCUGUCCCAGUCGGGGAUUCGGGUGAGGAAGAGGACAGUGGAGGUGUGAGAACACCCAGACAUGUCAACAGUGACUGUGCUUUCCACUCAGCCCCCACUUCAGGAUUAGGUCCCCCUGGGUCCCCCUCCUCUCUCAGAGCCCUGUGUCUUACUGACCCCCUCACCAAGAGGUGCCUGCAGGACAGCGUAGCCGACGAGGAAACCCCACAGGGGUGCAAAUCCGAGGGUCAGAAGAGGAAAGAGAAAGCACCGCCCAACGGACUGUCGAUCAACUUUUCAGACUCCGCCCCGCGGUCCUCGGAAGACUCUGAGGUCCCGCAGAUGAACGAUUACAGCCCCAUGUCACCCAUGAGCUUGGCCGCUCUAGCCAAUCAACUCUCCUGGUUCGGCUCCAGGUCGCAAGCAGGGGCGUAUGAAAGCUCAAUGUCCAGCGCUGCAGCUACACCUGACACCCCAGUGAGACCCAUGAGCCCAAAGCCACACAGCCCCAGACUGGCUGCCCAGCGCAGGACCUUCCGCUACUCUCACUCUGCCUCUGCCCGGGCCUCAGCCCUGUCCCUGCUCCUCAUGGGCCAGUCAGCCAGUGUGGAAGGCCUCUCCGACCCACCAGAGAAACCCAAGACCCUGAAGCCUCGAGUGGGGCCGCUUGGCUCCUCCUCCCUCAGUCCAUUGGAGGACAGUGGAGUGGACAGCCAAUCACAGAUCAGCCUGCUCACUUCCAUGUCCGUUAAGGAGUUUGAGACCAAUCAGGAUGGCUACAGACCCUUCAGCCAGUCAGGUGGGGGAGGGAUGAGACCAGCGGAGCCCAAGACUCCAGGGUCUGGACCGGGGACUGCUCGGUCGGCCCUCAGACCACCACAGGACCACCGGCUGGUCACAGAGGUCGACAGGCGCCAGAGACGCCACCGCUGCAGCUCAGAUGACCUGUGGAUUGAAGAGGAGAAGAGACGGAAGCGGAAGCUUGCCCGAGUGGUGAGAGGCAGUCUGGGACAGCUCCACACGCGCUGUCCUGAAGAACGGGACAAAGCACGUUCUCGUGUGUCCCUGUCCACCAUGGAGGUGUUCUCCGGGACUCCGCUGAAGGCCCACUGCCUGUCGCAGAGCACUCCGAUCGGCCUGGACUGUCUGGGCUGGAGACGCCGCAUCUCCUACUCCUCGGUGAUAGUUCCAGAUGGGGGUGGAGACAAGGCCGGUCAGGGCCUGGGUGAUGAUCUCGGCAGUGACGAGGACCUGUAUGAGGAGUUCCGCAGCUCUGGACAUCGCUUCGGACACCCUGGGGGAGGUGGAGAACAACUGGCCAUAAAUGAGCUGAUCAGUGAUGGUAGCUGUGUGUACGCUGAGGCCCUGUGGGACCAUGUCACCAUGGACGACCAGGAGCUGGGCUUCAAAGCAGGGGAUGUCAUCGAGGUAGUGGAUGCCACCAACAAGGAGUGGUGGUGGGGACGCAUUCUGGACAGUGAGGGCUGGUUCCCAGCCAGCUUCGUUCGGUUGCGUGUGAACCAGGAUGAGCCCAUGGAGGAGUAUCUAGCCCAGAUGGAGGAUGCCAGGCCUGGGGAGGAGGACCGACCCGGAGUGAUCCUGGGGCCAGGCCUGCCUUGUAAGGAACAGAUGAGGACCAACGUCAUUAAUGAGAUCAUGAGCACAGAGAGGGACUAUAUCAAACAUCUCAAAGACAUCUGUGAGGGAUACAUAAAGCAGUGCCGUAAGCGAACAGACAUGUUCACAGAGGAGCAACUACCAUGUAUCUUCGGGAACAUUGAGGACAUCUACCGUUUUCAAAAGAAGUUCCUGAAAGGUCUGGAAAAGAAGUUCAACAAGGAGCAGCCCCACCUAAGCGAGAUUGGUUCCUGCUUCCUGGAACAUCAAACAGACUUCCAGAUCUACUCGGAAUACUGCAACAACCACCCCAAUGCCUGUGUGCAGCUGUCCCGCCUGAUGAAGACCAAUAAGUAUGUGUUCUUCUUCGAGGCCUGUCGCCUUCUCCAGAAGAUGAUCGACAUCUCGCUGGAUGGCUUCCUGCUCACACCUGUCCAAAAGAUCUGCAAGUACCCCCUGCAGCUAGCCGAGCUACUGAAAUACACCAACCCACAGCACAGGGAUUAUAAGGACGUGGAAGCUGCCCUGAAUGCCAUGAAGAAUGUGGCCAGGCUGAUCAACGAGAGGAAGCGGCGCCUGGAGAACAUCGACAAAAUCGCGCACUGGCAGAGCUCCAUAGAGGACUGGGAGGGAGAAGAUAUCCUCAGUAAGAGUUCUGAUCUGAUCUUUUCUGGAGAGCUCACGAAGAUCUCCCAGCCUCAGGCCAAGAGCCAGCAGCGCAUGUUCUUCCUCUUCGACCACCAAAUGGUCUACUGCAAAAAGGACCUCCUGCGCAGGGACAUGUUGUACUAUAAGGGCCGUAUGGAUAUGGACCAGAUGGAGGUGGUGGAUGUGGAGGACGGGAAGGAGAAAGACUUCAACUUGUCGGUGAAGAACGCACUGAAACUACGCUCGCUGGCAGGGGACGAGGUCCACCUACUGUGUGCUAAGAAACCAGAGCAGAAACAACGCUGGCUCAGAGCCUUCCAGGAUGAGAGGAGGCAGGUACAGCAUGACCUCGAGACAGGAUUUUCUAUAACUGAGGUCCAGAAGAAACAGGCUAUGCUGAACGCCUGCAAAAGCCAUCCUGCUGGGAAGCCCAAAGCGGUGACCCGUCCCUACUAUGACUUCCUGCUCCGUCAGAAGCACCCGUCUCUGCCCAGCAGCGUGCCCCAGCAGCAGGUCUUCAUGCUGGCAGAGCCCAAACGCAAGGCACACCUUCUGGCAGAACAUCGGCAGACUGACACCUUUCAAGAAGUGAAAAGAACGCUGAGAGAGGAGGGGCGGAUGAGAGAGGGAAAGAAGGACGAGUGGAGAGAAGAUCCGUCUGCUCGUGCCUGAACUGACCUUUUUAUUCCCAAUCCUUUUUAUUCUUCUGUCCUUUUUCUUUGUUAUAUACAUAAUGUUAUCCGAAUAGAUAUACUGAUUAUUGUGAAAGGUGAGGACGGUGAUAAUGAUGAUGACGCUAUAUUUUCUUUGAGAAAGCACUUUAUAGGUUGGUUACAAUCAGGCUUGGGAAUGGUUCUCCCGGACAUUGUGUAUACGUUGGGAGAACGUAACUAGGACUAUUAUACCUUCUUCUGCAACCACAACUUCAACCAAGCACCGAUUUGUACUAAUACUACUACUGCUACGUGGACAUGUGACUGCCACUGAGGCUCCUCGUUUUGAAAGACGUUGACUGGUAACAACAGAAUUAUUAUUAUUUUUCCCAGUGUUUUAUGUUUUUGUUUUGUCAACAAAUGCCAACUGUUCACAGUGCCAGAUACAUUUUGCUUUUGUAUUUAAGUUUGUUCUGUGUCUGCUAUGAAAAAAGGAGAUUUGGGGGGAUAAAGUUUAUUGUACUCUGUGCAAA